Molecule: messenger RNA, 5559 nt
Organism: Dicentrarchus labrax (European seabass)
Lineage: Eukaryota; Metazoa; Chordata; Actinopteri; Moronidae
Product: diacylglycerol kinase delta
Exons: 31
Coding region: 538-4155 (1205 amino acids)
Biological process (GO): intracellular signal transduction; lipid phosphorylation; diacylglycerol metabolic process
Molecular function (GO): protein heterodimerization activity; ATP-dependent diacylglycerol kinase activity; protein homodimerization activity
Source: RefSeq, a predicted model, not a curated record
AGAUUUGAACCGGAUGAAGGAUUUUAGUCAUCGGACGUCUGGAUCUUAAGUUAUCAGAGAAACAAGCUGAGCUAACGUUAGCAGCAGCUCGGCUCGCAGCCCCUCCGGGACGUCCUUUGUCUGUCCAACAGCGUGGGAGAAGCAGUGAUUGUUAAGGUGGAACUGCUUUAUUCAGUGAUUGUUAAGGUGGAACUGCUUUAUUCAGUGUGUUUAGUGGUUUUAAUCAGCGGGUCUGUUUGUGUUGGAGAGGAGGAGACCUCUGUGGAUCAUUGGGCUCCCGGUAGAAACCUCCUGAACCAUGAACACUGAAGGAAUCCUAACCGGGAGAAGCUGACUGCAAUGACGCCAAUGGUGGUGAAGACAACAACUCCCAUGAUCCCACGCUGCUUCACCACCUCAUCACACUUUAUAUUUUCUUACUGUUCUGAUGUGAGAGGCCCCCUAGUGGCAGAUAGUACACACUGUACCUUUAAUGUGACACAUUGAGUUCACACUGACGUUGGUUAAAGUCAGGAUGUUUAUUGAGGCACAGCACUGAUGUGUCUGACGGUCCGUGAAGGCAGCAGCAGCACACUGACGUGGAUGUUUGAGUCACAGGAAACGGUGCUGAAGGAGGGGAAUCUGAUGAAACAGACCAACUCGUUCCAGCGCUGGAAGAGACGAUACUUCAAACUGAGAGGGAGGACUCUGUACUACGCUCAGACCGCCAAGUCCAUAAUCUUUGAUGAAGUUGAUCUGACUGACGCCAGCGUGGCUGAGUCCAGCACCAAGAACAUCAACAACAGCUUCACUGUGAUCACCCCCUGCAGACGUCUGGUUCUGUGUGCAGACAACAGGAAGGAGAUGGAGGAGUGGAUGGCAGCUCUACGCAGCGUCCAGAACAGACAGAACUAUGAGUCUACCCAGUACAGCAUGGACCACUUCAGUGGGAUGCACAACUGGUACGCCUGCUCCCACGCCAGACCGACGUACUGCAACGUCUGCAGGGAGGCGCUGUCAGGAGUCACAUCACACGGCCUGUCCUGUGAAGUGUGUAAGUUUAAGGCUCAUAAGCGCUGUGCAGUCAGAGCCACCAACAACUGUAAAUGGACCACACUGGCUUCUAUCGGGAAGGACAUCAUCGAGGACGAGGACGGGGUGUCGAUGCCUCACCAGUGGCUGGAGGGGAACCUGCCUGUGUCGGCCAAGUGUAACGUCUGUGAUAAGACGUGUGGCAGCGUCCUCCGCCUGCAGGACUGGAGGUGUCUCUGGUGUAAAGCCAUGGUGCACUCGGGCUGUAAGGACCAGCUGUCCUCUAAGUGUCCUCUGGGUCAGUGCAAAGUGUCCGUCAUCCCUCCGACCGCUCUCAACAGCAUCGACUCUGACGGUUUCUGGAAGGCGUCCUGUCCUCCGUCCUGCACCAGUCCUCUGCUGGUCUUCGUCAACUCGAAGAGCGGAGACAACCAGGGCGUCAAGUUCCUGCGACGCUUCAAACAGCUGCUGAACCCGGCGCAGGUGUUCGACCUGAUGAACGGAGGGCCACACCUGGGUCUGCGUCUGUUCCAGAAGUUUGAUACCUUCAGGAUCCUGGUGUGUGGAGGAGACGGCAGCGUCGGCUGGGUUCUGUCUGAGAUCGAUGCUCUGACGCUGCACAAACAGUGUCAGCUGGGAGUUCUUCCUCUGGGGACGGGGAACGAUCUGGCUCGGGUUCUGGGGUGGGGUUCUGCCUGUGACGACGACACUCAGCUGCCUCAGAUACUGGAGAAACUGGAGAGAGCCAGCACCAAGAUGUUAGACAGAUGGAGCAUCAUGGUCUAUGAGACCAAGUUUCCACGGCAACACUCCGCGUCCACUGUCACCGAGGACUGCAGCGACGACUCUGAGGUUCAGCAGAUUCUGACCUAUGAGGACUCGGUGGCUGCUCACCUGUCCAAGAUCCUGACCUCAGACCAGCACUCUGUCGUCAUCUCGUCCGCCAAGGUCUUGUGUGAGACGGUGAAGGACUUUGUGGCCCGGGUCGGUAAAGCCUAUGAGAAGAACACGGAGAGUUCGGAGGAGUCAGAGGCCAUGGCCAAGAAGUGUGGUGUGUUGAAGGAGAAACUGGACUCUCUGCUGAAGACUCUGAAUGAGGAGUCUCAGGCCUCCACUGUGCCCCCGCCGGCUCCUCCCCCCACCAUCGCGGAGGAGCAGGAGGAGAACGAGGGAGUCGUUCUGCCUCCUCCUCUUCAUCAUCCUCCUCCUCCUCCUCCUCCUCACACCCCCUGCUCCCCGCGGACCAACGCCUCCUCCUCUGCAGCAGCCGCCAUCUUUAAACCUCGAGAGCAGCUCAUGCUGCGAGCCAACAGCCUGAAGAAAGCCAUCAGACAGAUCAUCGAACACACUGAGAAAGCGGUGGAUGAGCAGAAUGCUCAGACUCAGCAGCAGCUGUUCUCUCUGAGUCGGGCUGAGGAAGUGGAGGGUCUGGUGGAGGAGGAAGAGGAGGAGGAUGUGGAGGAGGAUAAAAUGUCUCUCCAGUCGUCGUACAGCGCCAGACACCGCAACGCUCGCAGAGUCAGUAAGACGCCCUGUGAGAAGCUCAUCAGUAAAGGCAGCCUGUCGCUGGGCAGCUCUGCAUCACUUCCUGUUCAGACAGGAAGUAGGGAGAACAUGCCCAUGCUCAACACGAAGAUCCUCUAUCCAGGUCUCAGAGGAAUCUCAGGUUCUCUCUCCAGCAGCUCUGUGAUCAGUCGGCUGCUGGUCAACGCCGACCCGUUCAGCUGUGACCCUGACAACAUGGACUGUUACACUGAGAAAUGUGUGAUGAACAACUACUUUGGAAUUGGACUGGACGCUAAAAUCUCUCUGGACUUCAACAACAAGAGAGACGAACAUCCAGAGAAGUGCAGGAGUCGCACUAAGAACUUGAUGUGGUACGGUGUCCUGGGAACCAAAGAGCUUCUGCACAGAACCUACAAGAACCUGGAGCAGAGGGUUCUACUGGAGUGUGACGGGCGGCCGAUCCCUCUGCCCAGUCUGCAAGGCAUCGCUGUGCUCAACAUCCCCAGCUACGCAGGAGGAACCAACUUCUGGGGAGGAACCAAAGAGGACGACACGUUCACGGCUCCGUCCUUUGACGAUAAGAUCCUGGAGGUGGUGGCGGUGUUCGGCAGCAUGCAGAUGGCCGUGUCCCGAGUCAUCAACCUGCAGCACCACCGCAUCGCACAGUGUCGGACAGUGAAGAUCACCAUCCUGGGGGACGAGGGGGUCCCAGUGCAGGUGGACGGGGAGGCCUGGGUCCAACCUCCAGGUUACAUCAAGAUCAUCCACAAGAACCGAACCCAGACCCUCACCAGGGACCGAGCGUUUGAGAGCACUCUGAAAUCGUGGGAGGACAAACAGAAGUGUGAGUUUCCUCGGACCCCCCCACCUCAGGUCCCGCAGGCCCCCCUAUCCUCGCAGCCAGAGAUUGUCUCUGAGGAAGAGGCGUCACUCAUCAGCGAGUUGGGUCAGGCAGCAGGAGCUCUCAUACACAGUAUUCGUGAAGUCGCUCAGUCUCACCACAGUCUGGAACAGGAACUGGCCCACGCUGUCAACGCCAGCUCAAAGGCUAUGGACGUGGUCUACGCCAACUCCAAGAGCUCAGGGGCCUUGAGCUGCAGUGUUGUCCUUCAGAUGGUCGUUAAUGUCAAAGCGUUACUCAGUGAGACAGAGCUCCUGCUGGCUGGAAAGAUGUCCAUGCAGCUAGAUCCUCCUCAGCAGGAGCAGCUGAAUGCAGCUCUGAGUUCUGUGGCUCAGCAGCUCCGUCGGCUGGCCGAUGUGUCCUGGUUGUGUCCCGUCAUCGACCCCUCAGACCACGAGGGUCCUCUCACAGAUUUCUCAAAGCGAAGUCGGAGCGCGAAAUUCCGUCUUGUCCCGAAGUUCAAGAAAGACAAAAACAACAAGAAUAAAGAGACCUGUGCUACUCUCUCUCUGCCAGUUCACCAGUGGGGGACGGAGGAGGUGGGGGCAUGGCUGGACUUUCUCUGUCUCACUGAAUAUAAGGACAUCUUUAUCGGACACGAUGUCCGCGGAGCUGAGCUCAUCCACCUGGAGAGGAGGGACCUGAAGGACCUGGGGGUGACCAAGGUGGGUCACAUGAAGAGGAUCCUUCAGGGCAUCAGAGAGCUGAACAGGAACAGCAGCGCCAGCGAGGCCUGACUGCAGCCAGCUGUCUGCUCUCCUCUUUCCUCUGCUACCAUCAACCGCCUCAACUACCUGACUUCUGACCUCUGACCUUUGACCCUGAACCAGCAGGUCCAGGACCAGGACUCACCCUCCUCAAGGUGACACACAGACCGCCUGAAGAACCAAUCAGAGGAUCCAUUAGUGCCUUGUCCUCUCACCCACCGACCAAUCAGAGGCAACCAUAAGGGCUGCACCAGAGCCAUGCACACAGCGAGCUGAGGCGGUCUGAAGCCAGACUGCGGAGACCACCAAAGGCCAUCAUGUGAUCUACCUGCCACUAACCCGGCUCACCUGAGCAGCCAACCAAUCCCUGAUCGGUUGGACCAGGAUGCAGCAGAACCCUUUAAACCUUCAGACUCCAUAAACCUUUUUAGAACCGUUUUAUGAACCUGAGGGGGGACCGGUGAGUCCAGAUCAGACUGAUACAGUUUUGUACUGAGAUAAUAUUUAUUAGAGUCCAGCAAACGUCACUGACGAGGGGACGCUGGGAGAGACCAGAUCCUGGUCUGACGAAGACUCUGACAGUCGGAUCAGUGGAUGAAGACGAGCUGCGUUUCCUGUCUGAUGUUCUGUUUGUGCCGUCCAUCCUUCCGUCAGCCGAGGGUCCAGUUCUGUUUCAGGGACCAAACUGAACACAUUGAUUAGUGACCUUUGUGUUCAUAUAUCACACCUGGAGCCUUAAAUGAACCUUCAGUGACCGCUGAUCAAUCAAUCAAUCAAUCAAUCAAUCAAUCAAUCAAUCAAUCAGUUUAUAAAAGAACCUGCUUCUGUUUCAUAUCAUCCCUCAUUUCAUCUGUCUUUACAUUUAAGUAAUAGACCAAAUGAUUAAUAAUGUAAAGCUUCUAUAAGUAACUGACAGCGCCACCAGUGGCCGUUCACUGACCUGCAGUCAGCUAACCGUUAGCUUUGUACCGCUACAACAUUUAUUGUUGGCUAACACAUAAGUUAGCAUCAAGGAUUAUAUUAGCUUCCCAGCUUACAUUAGCCAGCUAACAUACCCACUCAGAUAGCAUUCUGCUAGCGAUAAUGUUAGCAAGCAAGUAAGCUAACGUUAGCCAGCUAAAAGCACAAUAUGACAAUCUAUCCUCCCUUCAUCAGCACACACUGUCUAAAGAUUGAUCUGUGAUUGAUUAUUGAUCAGCUGAGAUGAAGUGAAACAGGAAGUUGUACUUUACUGUUUACAUGAUUUAGUUUCAGAAGCUAACAGACACAAACUUUAUCAGAGGAUGCCUUAAAGUGUCUGUCAGCUUCUUCACUGUCAAUAAAUAUUGUUAUUGAUUAUUGAUCUGUAAUCGGACAAAGCCUCUCAAUGACUCCGUGUUAAUAUGAUGUAACAGAAAGACGCUCGCUGUAAUAAAGCCUGUUGUGUUCGCUGCC